Messenger RNA from Epinephelus fuscoguttatus (brown-marbled grouper), 2690 nucleotides. Its product is annotated as protein-cysteine N-palmitoyltransferase HHAT-like protein. Gene Ontology annotation, cellular component: endoplasmic reticulum. NCBI's taxonomy places the organism in Eukaryota, Metazoa, Chordata, Actinopteri, Perciformes, Serranidae. Gene Ontology annotation, molecular function: acyltransferase activity. The record is from RefSeq and is a predicted model, not a curated record. The coding region runs from base 212 to 1744 and encodes 510 amino acids. The transcript has 12 exons. Gene Ontology annotation, biological process: negative regulation of N-terminal protein palmitoylation.
CGCAACAUCCUGACUGGCCGAGGCUGGUGAUCGCAGGCAGCGGCAGCGGCAAGCCCCCACAAGACGGAUGAAUUAGAAAACCUGCUGUAACCACCGCCACCCCCUUUUCUUUUAUUCAUUCUUCUUAUACUGAAGAGUCGGGCUGUAAACACUGCUGCCCUCACCUUGACAGGGUGAAGCGGAUACAAGGCUUCCAGUGCACAGAGUCACCAUGGGGAUCAAGGCUGCCCUCCCCAGAUAUGAGCUGUAUCUCUACACAGCUGUACUCGGCGGGGCCUUGAUAUGGGCAGGCAGUUGGAUAUUUGAAGCUUCAAGUGACAAUGUAAACAGAAAGGCCUUCAAAGAAAGUGUGAAACCAGGAUGGCAUUACUUUGGGCGGAAAAUGGAUGUUGCGGACUUCGAAUGGAUAAUGUGGUUCACUACAUUCCGCAAUCAUAUCCUUUUUGCUCUCACUGGUCACGUUAUCUUUGCCAAGAUAUUCACCCUGCUAGCGCCAAAGCACAGAUCCUUGAUCUUUGCUGUGUACGGUGGUUUGGCAGUCCUAAUCACGAUGGGCUGGACCUUCAUGGCUCUGGUUCUGUCUCACUGCAUCAUACUCUACAGCGUCGCCCUGGUCAAGAUGAAAUGGUUGUGCUUUGUGGCCGGCCUUACCACGCUGGCCUCCAUCAAGCUGGAGCCCUAUAACUCCUGGCAGGAAGCCUUGGUGACCGGCUCUUUUGACUUGCAAGACAUCCUGUUCUAUGGAGGCUGCGGCUUCAGCAUCAUUCGCGGUAUGAGCUUCGCUUUAGAGAACUGUGAGAAGAAGGACGGCAACUACACAUUCUCUGACCUGCUGAGAUACAACUUCUACCUCCCCUUCUUCUUCUUUGGACCCAUCAUGACUUUCGACAGGUUUCACGUCCAGGUGAACAACACCCAGCUGACCCGUAAAGACAGGGAGAUGUGGAACAUAACCACUAAGGCCUUGUUGCAUCUGGGAGUUAUUCUCAUGGUGGACGUCAUCUUCCACUACCUCUACAUCUUGACGAUCCCCAGUGACAUGAGGCUGGUCACCAAGCUUUCUGACUGGUGUCUGGCUGGUCUGGCUUAUUUCAACCUGGUGUACGACUGGGUGAAAGCAGCCAUGAUGUUUGGUGUCAUCAACACUGUGUCUACACUGGACCACUUGGACCCGCCUCAGCCUCCCAAAUGUAUCACCAUGCUCUACGUCUUCGCUGAGACGCACUUUGACAGAGGCAUCAAUGACUGGCUGUGCAAGUAUGUUUAUGACUAUAUUGGUGGGAAUCACGAUAAAAUCUUCAAGGAGCUCCUGGCAACCUUCUGUACCUUCUCCAUCACCACCCUGUGGCUUGGCCCGUGUGAGCUGGUUUACAUCUGGUCCUUUUUCAACUGCUUUGGUCUCAACUUUGAGCUGUGGGUGGCCAAGUUCUUCUCCAUUCCACCAUUUUCUACCAUAGAGGGUGCAAUGGGUGAAGCCAUGUCACGUAGGAUCCGGGGUGUGUUCAACGCUGCCAACUUCUGGGCCAUUGUCCUCUACAAUGUUCUCUCCCUGAACAGUUUGGAGUUUGCCAAACUGGUGGGAAGACGACUAAUUUUCAAAGGUUUCCCUCUGUCCACCCUCUCAGUGUUAUUUGUGACCUACUGUGGCGUGCAGCUGGUGAAGGAACGGGAGAGACAAAAGGCCCUGCUGGACGACCCCGAGCCGGUGAAGCCGGUGGAUGACGUCAAAGAGAAAGCAGACUAAACUGACAGAAAAAGAGAAUCGGACUGUCACAGACUUCACGGUCAGCAGCCCCCUCACGUUGUUCCGUCCUUGGCCUUGAGAACUGAACCUAACCAGACUGUAACAGCCAGUCAGCACCUGUAUUGUUCACAAGCCUGUGUUUUUUUUUGUUUUUUGUUUUGCUUUUGUUUUGUCAGAAGCGAGGCAAUGUUUUGAACUGUGAAAUAUCCUCAAGUGCACUUGCUGUAGAUAAUCGCCAUGUCCUUUGGCACAAACCCACCAAUGGUGCAUUUUGUAUUUGUAUUUUACAAGAACAAGACAAGAUUGUAUAGGAAAUGAAUGAAUGAAGCUACACCUAAUACAGUAUUGUAAAGGAACAACUACUUCACUCUGUGUGGUUGUGUCCUGUGUUUAUUUUUGAUUUUUAGUUGGAUGGUGUCUUAAUUUUUCUUUAGAUUAAUCAUCACAUGUUUAACCACACUGAAGUCAAAAGACUUGAAAUCAGGGUGCCAUGUACGGAGUGCAAUGAUGAAAAUAAACAAAGGGUGCUGUGGAGGGUUUCCACAUAGCUUGCAGCUGAUUGUGAUGUAUAUUGUUCUACUGUCACUAAGCAAAAACACAGGAGUCUAUUUUAAAGUUGAUGGUGAAUGUAUGGGAAAUUGAAUGUAGCUCAACCGUCCGGAGAACGACAGCUUUACUGCAGAUUACUGUAGGUGUGACAUUUCAGCAUAUCUGUCCUCCACUCUCUUUUACAUGAUCUAGGCCCCGCUGCUCGCCAUGAAAGGCGAUACGCCCAGAAGGGAAUAUGGGUCACUCUUAUCCCGCCUGUCAACAAAACCUGCUGCCUGUCUGUCUGUCUUCAGUGCAGCAGGCAGGGAGGAAAUGUUUCUCACUGCAGGGUUUUUACUCAGAAGUGUUCGUUUCAAACGUUUGAAUUGAAAUAAAGUUUUUGUUUCAUUCAAAACUG